UUUUUAAAAUCGCUUAAAUUUUUAUAUUUCAUUGAUCGGAACGUUAUUUAUUUUACAAAUAAAGGUAACACAAAUAACCAAUUUAAAUUUUUAAAAUAAUAAAUUUCUUUGUUUAUAAACAUGUGAAACCACGUGAACGGCACACAUGUCGAGCUCGAGGUUUGCAGGAGGCAAGUGAGAAACCGUGACUUUUGUGUUGAUUGGCAAUACUUCAACCGUAGAAAAUUAGGACUAAAAAGGUAUCACACAGCAGUAAAAUGAGUAUGAGCGAUGAAGAUCGGGAAAUUGACAUUGAAAGUGAUGCUGAUGAUGAAGAAAGUCCUCAAACAUUUAGCUCAGAUGAUAAGCGUGCCCAUCACAAUGCAUUGGAGCGAAAACGAAGAGACCACAUAAAAGAUAGUUUUCAUAGUCUUAGAGAUUGUGUUCCACAAGAUGACACCAAGACAAAUACUUCAAGCAAGACAUCAAGAGCACAAAUUUUACGACAGGCUGCAGAAUAUAUCAUCCGAAUGAGAGAUAAAACUAUGCAGAAUGAUCGUCAUAUAAAUAUUCUCAAACAGCAAAAUGAUGAUUUGCAAUCACAAAUCAAAGCGUUACAGAAAUCUCAGGCGGGUGGAAAAGCAGUACUCAGCUCUAGUUUCCUUGAUGAAGAGAGGGGAGAUGAUGACUAUGAAAGCUAUGAAGAAGAAGCUGUUAUUACCUCCCCACCAUCCAAACGCAAAAAAAACAAACUCUAGUUGAGUGAUAUAUGUCAAUGUGGAAGAGCAUGUGGUGUCUGUUUUUUUUUUAUAUACAUAUAUAUAUAUUUUCUGUUUACAAUACUUUUUAUUGAUAGCAUUAAUUGAAAUAUUUGGGUGAAUUGAUACUGGCAUGUAUGCCAUUGAAGUGUUGUUUUUUUUUUUUGUGUCGAAUCAAAUUUUUGUUCUGUUAGAUGUUCUAGGAUGACAUGUAUAUGGCAGUAAUCAGUAAUUGAGUACUCCAGUCAUUUUAUAAUGCAAAGAAAAGCUAAAAUAUGCUGACCUGUGUGACCAGCUUAUUGUUAAAACUUGCCAAUCAUUGUCUAGUUAGGUAUGGAAUGUAUUGGAUUAAAAAAAUCUCCAUACAUGUUGAAUAAUGAGCUGUUCUUGACUUAUCUUCUAAGUCAGUGAAUGAAGUUUAGCUGAGUUCCAUCAGCAGUCUGAUUGUAAUGCUCACAUUAUAUUAGGUCAUGUAGACAAAUUACUUAGUCCAUUUCUCAUGUGAUGCAAUGGUUGGAUGUCCAUUCCUUUCUAUUUAUUACCUAUAAGUUAGAGAUAAACGAGUGCUGUGAAAUCAUUCUGAAAGAAAACCUGUUUGUUUCACAUCUGCUGGUUUCUAAAGUCAAGCUCUUGUUUCAUUGUAUUCACUAUCUUGAUAGCCACCUGACAUUCAAUAAUUUUGUCUAGAUAUAGCUUUUUAGGGAAAAAAAAAUUCUUUGCUCUUUACAAGGAGCAGAUAUUUUUUACUUGUUUUAAAAGCAGGUAAACUGUUUGCAUCUUUUUUUUUCUUGAGUUAUGCAUGUAUUAAGUCUGUAAUGGGGAAAUAAACAUUAAGGAGAAAAUGUCAAAGAUUAGCGCCAGCUAUUUCUUGAAUAUUUUUACCAUUACUGUUUCCCAUAAACAUUAUUGCAAUAUUUUUGUUUGUCCUCUGUUGUAAACUGAGGAAUGCAACCAUUUCAAGUGCUCAUUAUGUCUUGACAAAUUUUAUAUCACUUAAAUCAUAUUUUUUUUUUUUUUGUAAUUAUUUUCAUGUACCUUGUGUAGUUGAUAGAAGUAUGGGACUGGAAGCCUAGUCUAUUCAGUCUGCUAUGUAAAUGUAUAUUUAAAAUAAAACCAUGUACACACAUGAACAGGUUUUAAGGAGCGUAACAUUAAUGCGUGUACAAACUUUAUUUUAUUUGAAAUACUUAAUGAACCCCAAAAUUGAGGGUGAAUAACAAUAAUCCAUGUGAAGAAGUCACGUGCCCGGCAGCUUCUUAUUCAUGUAACUCAUGUCUAGUUUAAUAUUUUAGAUCAUAUAUUUUUUGAAUCAUAAGAACAUAAAUUAAUGCAAAUCUUAAUAAUUAUUCAUUCUUAAGGUUUGCACACAGUUGUAUUUUUUUUUGGAAAAUUGUGACUAAUUGUAUACAAAACAUUACUUAAUCUAGGGGUAAGUUAAAAAAUAAACUGAAUUGACUUUGAUAUUAAUUUAAUGAUUGGGAGUGGGGUACUUGUCAAAUGCACUAUUAUCACUCCACUCAAAGGACUUUCUUUGUAGUUUUUUUUUUCCAGUAAUGAUAAAUUGUGGAGUUUAUUUGGUGUGUGGCUUGUUUAGCAGUUACAAAUUUGUAUUAACCAUUAAAAAUUUUUUUUUUUUUCCAGUGGUUGUAAACUGAAUUUUUGUGUAAUAAUUUUUUUUAGACACCAGUCUAUGAUAAGACUAGUUACUACAAUCGACAACUAUUUUUGAUAGUUUCAUGAACAAUAAAGGUGUAAAAUUUUUA
Biomphalaria glabrata is the source of this 2500-nucleotide messenger RNA. RefSeq names its product protein max-like. Gene Ontology annotation, molecular function: DNA-binding transcription factor activity; protein dimerization activity. Gene Ontology annotation, cellular component: RNA polymerase II transcription regulator complex. The transcript is spliced from 6 exons. NCBI's taxonomy places the organism in Eukaryota, Metazoa, Mollusca, Gastropoda, Planorbidae. Bases 258 to 737 code for a protein of 159 amino acids. The record is from RefSeq and is a predicted model, not a curated record. Gene Ontology annotation, biological process: positive regulation of transcription by RNA polymerase II.